UGGUUGGUUACAGGUGGCGCAGUCAUCAAUGGAACGGUACUGGCUGAACUCGAAUAAAUUGGCGAUAUUCGUUGAGGAUAGCGUUGCGUUGUGGACAGAGCACUGGGAUGGUAGACUGAGUUUGCAGGCACAGAUCAGGGAUUCAUGUUACGAGAAUGUGCUGAGCGAUAAAAUGGCACCCAGACUGAGCUACACGGUAUUCACGUUGAGGAGUGGUGGAGACGUGACCACAUUGAAAGAUUUUCAUUUGGCAGUACAUCGGAGCCUUUAUUCGGGGGGUGUGAGUCUGCCGGAUGAGGUGGUAAUUCGACACCCGAUUUGGACGACAUGGGCAAGAUACAAGCAAGAUAUAAGUGAGGAUAAAGUGCUGCAAUUCGCUGAGGAGAUAUUGGAGCAUAAGGCAGCGAUAUCGCAGUUGGAGCUGGAUGACCGGUGGGAGAGGUCCUACGGCGAUUUUGAGUUUGAUUCGACGAGAUUCCCGAAUGUGGAGAGGAUGUGUGAUGUGCUGAGGUCAAAGGGCAUACGACUUUCAUUGUGGAUUCAUCCGUUUAUCAAUUUGGAUAGUAAUAAUGCGAAGGAUAGGAAUAUUUGGGGAUAUAUGGUGCAGACGGGAUAUAACAAGGAACCAGCUCGGGUGGAUUGGUGGAAUAAGGCUGCAUAUGUGGUGGAUUUCACGAAUCCUGCAGCGGUAUAUUGGUUUAGAGAGCGAUUGGAUGCGUUGAAAAAGUUGGGUGUGUACUCGUUUAAAUUCGAUGCCGGAGAGGUGACAUAUUUACCGAAACGAUUCCGGUUGUGGCGGAAUGGGGCAAAUAUUAACGAUUAUCAGCGAUGUUAUGCGGAAAUGGCCGCGGAAUUUGGGAAUGCAGUAGAGGUUAGGGUGUGCUCGCGGACGCAGAGUCUGCCGAUAUUAGUGAGGACAUUGGAUCGUCUUUCGACGUGGGAUAACGCAGGAUUGGGGAGUGUUCUGCCGAUAGCACUGAAUUAUUCACUGCACGGAUAUUACUUUAAUCUGCCGGAUAUCUUGAAUCAGUUGAUGGUGUGUAUGCAAAUGUCGAAAGCGCCGUGGGAUCCAAUGUGGUGGCUCUCGGAUAGUGAUGAGGCGUUGAUGUCGAGUGAUCAGUUUGUGAUAAACGAUCGCGUAAUAGUGGCUCCAGCUCUGGAGAAGGGGAUGACAUCGAGGGAAGUUUACUUACCCGCUGGGAAGUGGAGACACGUCUCGGGAAAUUUGGGAGGUUCAUCCGGGAAUGGAGUUUAUGUGGGACCCGUACGGAUUAGGAUU
Anisakis simplex (herring worm) is the source of this 1279-nucleotide messenger RNA. The record is from the annotation of a GenBank genome assembly. Lineage: Eukaryota; Metazoa; Nematoda; Chromadorea; Rhabditida; Anisakidae.